AUGUCAAAAGUUUCGUCAGCCAUUACAACGUAUUUUCGCCAAUAUUCAGCAAAGGAAUGGCGUAACUAUUUUCUUUCAACUCAUUUUUGGGGGCCGGUUGCGAAUUGGGGACUUCCUUUGGCAGCGAUUGGUGAUUUGAAGGUAUUUCUUACUCAUUUCAUCGAUGAUUAUGCGAUUUAUGUCUUCGAGAGCAAUUUCAUAAAAACUACAUUAGGAUCACGCUGCCGCUUUUCAGAGUAUAUUUCUCUUUUUAUUUAAAGUCAUUGGAACAAAAAAAUUAUGUUCAGUUUGAUCAUCAUCAAGAUUUUGUUUCAGAAAAACCCCGACAUGAUCUCGGGCAACAUGACGACUGCGUUGUGCAUCUACUCGUCUGUGUUCAUGCGCUUCGCCUGGCACGUGCAGCCGCGAAAUUUGCUUUUGUUCGCCUGUCAUUUGUGUAACUUCACAGCGCAGUCAGUUCAGGUGGGCACAUCGAGCCGACAAUACAAAUUAUUUACAAUUUUAAGAAGGUUAAGCCACCGUAAACUCGUUAGAGUUCACACUUACUUCUGAAUAAAUUAUUAUUACUAUUAUUGAAAGAAUUCUUCCUCAAUAGUUUUUCAAAAAUAGUUCAAAAGAUAACGUUGGAAGUUUCGAAAGUCACGGUGUUCAAAGUUGUUUCGGCAAAAUUUGAAGAUAUCUCUGACUCACCAAAUUUUUCAUUAUAUUUUUCAUUCGGACGUUCGUUUAUAUUUUGCCAAAACUAGUCUAGAGUAAAAAGAAGGCAAAGAUUCGCCUGUUGAGCGAAAUUUCAUUCAAUAUAAUCCGCUAGUUUUUCUCAAAGUUUUUAAUGACUCAGGUUGUGUUCAGAUAGUGGGACCAAGAGAGAAUACCUUAUUGUUUUUUCGUAUUCAUAUACAGCACCCUUAAAUUAAAGUUAUAGUCUCAAAAACAAUAAUAUGAUUUCUAUAAGAUUAUAUGUUUAUCUGUUUCGAAAUGAAUCUAAUUAUAGAUUCAUUUCGAAACCUUCCUUUUUUCACAUUAAAUUUAUCCCAAUCAGCUGAAAUUUAUAGCUCAUAUUUUAGAGCGAUCAAGUAGGUCUUGAAUGACCUUCUCAGGUCACAAAAAAAGAGUCAAAUUUUGAACUUCGAAAAAAAGAGUUUUAUCUUGAAUCAUGCGUGUAUCUGAAGACCUAAAGGAAGCAGAAAGGCUCCGCAUCGUUUUUCAAAAGAACUUAUGGUCUCCUGCUCUUAUCAAACUAUUGUACUGUGCUUCCAGUCCAUGUAUCUUAUAGGAGCGCAUUUUUCAACUUUCGCAAACAAAUAUUCAAUAAUUUUUCGAAAAUUUCAUAAACUUUUUCAUUCAUCUUUGCUAAAAAGCCCAAGUGCAAAUUUUUUGUCGUUUAUCGUUUCUAGCAUCCCCGAAGAUAUUUAAUCAGUGUCAUAGCGCGAUUUUUCGAUUUGAAUUCAGGCUCAAAUAUCUUUGAUGAUUGGCUUUUUUAAUUUCACCAAGUUUCAGGUCAUUCGUUGAAGUUCGAAAAAUGAACUUAUUUUAAAAAUUUUACAUUCUCAAUUCCAACUACUUUCUAAAACUAAUCGUUCCUCAUUUCGAUAUAAGCAGCCGUAUGCUUCUUUCCAACGGCCAAAAUAGUUUUGCUCCACCCUGUAUAAGUUCACUAAAACGAUUUUGUUGAAUAGUAAAAAAUUUCAGCUGAGUCGGUUCGUCAACCACAACUACCUGCAUAUCGUCGAAGACCCCGUGGCCGAGAAAAUGCGUCUCGCGCGAGAAAAGCAACCGGUAGCUGUGAAGAGUGCAUGA
Molecule: messenger RNA, 1797 nt
Organism: Caenorhabditis auriculariae
Lineage: Eukaryota; Metazoa; Nematoda; Chromadorea; Rhabditida; Rhabditidae
Source: the annotation of a GenBank genome assembly